Messenger RNA from Brienomyrus brachyistius, 2292 nucleotides. Its product is annotated as tripartite motif-containing protein 16-like. The record is from RefSeq and is a predicted model, not a curated record. The coding region runs from base 1 to 1668 and encodes 555 amino acids. The transcript is spliced from 6 exons. Lineage: Eukaryota; Metazoa; Chordata; Actinopteri; Osteoglossiformes; Mormyridae. Gene Ontology annotation, molecular function: protein binding; zinc ion binding.
AUGCAACUGAAAAUGGCAGAAGCCAGUAUUGCAGUUGAUCAGAAUGAGUUCAGCUGUCCAAUCUGUCUGGAUCUACUGAAGGAUCCAGUGGCUAUUCCCUGUGGACACAGUUACUGUAUGAGCUGCAUUAAGAGCUGCUGGGAUCAGAAGGAUCAUGUUGGAGUUUACAGCUGCCCCCAGUGCAGACAGACCUUCACACCCAGGCCUGUUCUGGGCAGAAACACCAUGCUGGCUGAAGUGGUGGAGAAACUGAAGAAGACUGGACUACAAGCAGCUACUCCUGCUGACCAUUAUGCUGGACCUGGAGAUGUAGAGUGUGACGUCUGUACUGGGAGAAAACACAAAGCUGUCAAGUCCUGCCUGGUGUGUCUGGCUUCUUACUGUGAAACUCACCUCCAGCCUCACUAUGAGUCUCCAGCUUUUAAGAAGCACAAGCUGACUGAUGCCACUGGACAUCUGCAGGACAAGGUCUGUUCCCACCAUGAAAAACCCCUGGAGGUCUACUGCCGUACCGACCAGCAGUGUGUCUGUCUGCUGUGUGUGAUGGAUGAACACAGAGGCCAUGAUACCAUCUCAGCUGCUACCGGAAGGGCAGAGAAACAGAAACAAAUGGGAGAUACACAGAAGAAACUUCAGCAGAGAAUCCAGAUGAGAGAGAAGGAGCUGCAGGAGCUGAGAGAGGCUGUGGCCUCAAUCACAAGCUCAGCACAGUCAGCAGUGGAGGACAGUGAGAGGAUCUUCACUGAGAUGAUCUGCUCCAUUGAGAGAAGACGCUCUGAGGUGAAAAAGCUGAUCAGAGAUCAGGAGAAGGCUGCAGUGAGUCAGGCUAAGAGAGACAUGGAGAGACUGAAGCAGGUUAUUGAUGAACUGAAGAGGAGACACUCUGAGCUGGAGCAGCUUUCACACACAGAGGAUCACAUCCAUUUCCUCCAGAGGUACCAGGGUCUUCCUGUCACCCCAGAAGCUGGAUUUGAACCCAAAAUCUCAGUCUCUUCACGCUGCUCUUUGGAGAAUGUGUGGACUGUGGUCUCUGAACUGAAGGAUCAACUGGAGAAUGUUUGCAAAAAGAAAACUACAGAGAUCCAUCAUGCAGUUACCAAAGACACCAUCCUACCAGUAUUAGUGCCCAUGACCAGAGCAGAAUUCUUACAAUAUUCCGGUCGGCUCACUCUGGACCCCAACACAGCAAACGAAGAACUUCAUCUGUCUGAGGGGAACAGAGUGGUGACAUGGAAGAGAGAGACGCAAUCAUAUCCUGGUCACCAGGAGAGGUUUGACUCACGCCUCCAAGUGCUGUGUACAGAGGGUCUGACUGGGUGCUGCUACUGGGAGGUUGAGUGGAACGGGGGAUGGGUUGGAAUAGCUGUCACAUACAAAGGGAUCAGCAGGAAGGGAUGGGGUGACAACAGCAGGCUUGGAUGCAAUGACAAGUCCUGGUGUUUGUACUGCUCAAGCUCCAGUUACUCAUUCUGGCACAAUAAUGUGCAAACUGCAAUAUCUGCCCCCCCCUCCCCCAGGAUAGGAGUGUACCUGGAUCAGGGGGCAGGAACUCUGUCCUUCUACAGCGUCUCUGACACAGUGACCCUCCUGCACAGGGUCCAGACCACGUUCACUGAGCCUCUCUAUCCUGCAUUUUAUCUUUGCAGCAGUACAGCCAAAUUGUGCUGAUUACGUUAACAGUCUGUUAAUUGUAUCCUAUAAAAUUAACUAAACAACUAACAUUAGAAAACAUGACUGCUGGCCAGCACUGGGAACAUCCUGGAUGGAACAGCCUUGUUUUUGUCACAGGUAUAUGUUCUUAAAUAGUAAUUUAUAUUUUUAGCGAGAUAAAAAUCUGCAUAAAUUCAGUAAUAGCGAUGCUUUUGGCAUGUGAAGUACCAGUAUAAAUUAUUAACAAUGAUUACAUUAAUGCAGAUAAUCCCUAACUUAUGCAGAUCAUGGAUUUUAACCAGUUAGAAUUUGGAAAACCAAAAAAUAAAUCAUAACUUUGCAGUAGUUUACACUGUUUCCUUACCCUGACUUUCAUUCUCCAUAUUACCAUUAUUUAAAUAUACCGUAGCCCUGUUGAGAUGUCUCCGCAUAGUGUGCUCACAAACCUUGUGUGUGUUAUUGUAAAUAGUUGUAUAUAAUUAGCAUGUAUUGUGUUAUGGUGCUGCAGCGUCUGCUGUAGUGAUGAAUGUUAUGUGUGUAUAUAGUGAGUGACUGUGCUCACCAUGUGUUGUUGGGGUGGUCAGGGUUGCCAGCACUAGUCAGCAGAGUGAGUGGUUGGUGUUUGUACUUGGUGUUUGUUCU